Lepisosteus oculatus (spotted gar) is the source of this 3694-nucleotide messenger RNA. Lineage: Eukaryota; Metazoa; Chordata; Actinopteri; Semionotiformes; Lepisosteidae. The record is from RefSeq and is a predicted model, not a curated record.
CCCGGUUCUGCGCGUCUGGGUAGGCGUGGGGGCUUCUCGGGGAUCUCGGGUCCUUAGGGUCUGCCGCAGCCUUUAACGGGCAUCUGUGUGUGGUGUGUGGUGGAGGCUCGAGCACGGGGCGAGGUUGCACUGGGUGUGUGUGUGUGUAGCGGGGAGCAGCUGGGAGGAACUUGCUGGUUAAAGCCCAGCUAUCCGCGCCUUUCGUUUCGCGUUCGUGGCGCGUUUGAAAUACUGCUUCAUCAUGACGCGCCCCUGCGCCGCUCCGGAGCGGCCCUGCAGAGGCGGGGAAGAGGUACUGGCCCCACGGGUUCAGAGCCGCGCUGCGGAGUGGGAACCGGGCGAUGGACCAGAGCUGACUAGGCUGCUCACGCAUGGCCUGCUCUGAAACCGUGUUGACGAUGGUGCAGCUGUCCCCCUCCCCUGUCCUGGACCUCGCGCCGAUGUCGGAGCACUCCGAGGUGACGGCGGAGAGGCAGGGGAGCCCCAGGAGCCCCACCGCGGAGGCUCCCCCUGUGCUGAGCUCGCUGCAGCUGGCCCUGGCGUCCUCCGCGCCGACGUACCAGGGCUACGACACCUACAUCGAGAACGGGCUCAUCUGCCUGAAGCACAAGAUCCGCAACAUCGAGAAGAAGAAGCUGAAGCUGGAAGACUACAAGCAACGUCUGAAGGCAGGAGAGGCCCUCAACCAGGACCAGCUGGAUGCUGUGGAGAAGUAUGAUGAAGUUGUUCAUAACUUGGCAUUUGCGAGAGAACUGCAGAAGACCUUCAGCUCCCUUAGCCAAGAUCUGCUGAAGGCGCAGAGGAAGGCCGUGCGCCGUGAGCAGGUGCAGAAGACGGAGGUGGAGAAGAAGCGGCUGUGCACUGUCCUCCAGGUGCACUACAUCCUGCAGAGCCUGCAGCAGGAGCACGUGAGGAAGGACUUCCGCAGCGGCCUGAACGGGGCGCCCUUCCUGUCCGCCCGCGAGCUCGAGCGCCUGCUGGGCUUCUCGGAGCGGGUGGGCUGCAAGCGCAACGAGAGCAUGAGCGUGGAAGACCAGAUGGAGCAGGCAGCCAUCGUGUACGGGGACCUGUUGGAGGGAGCGGACAAGCCCGUGGCCGGCACCACAUACAAGCACCUCAAGGAGCAGCUGGCGAGGCUGUUGGACUGCGGCUACUUCGAUCACAUCCCUGUCCCUCACAGCGAGAGCCUGGAGGAAGCGGUGGCAGAAGUGGUGAAGAAGCCCCUGGCGCCGAAGAGGCCCGCCGCUGGCGUCCCAGAACCCUCCGUGCCACUACCAAAGUGCGAAGUUCCCGCGAGGGAGUUUCUUAACAGACGCUACUUGCCUGAAACGGACUUCCGCGCACAAGAACAGGAAGGCCAGCCAGUGCCCUCCUGGAAAGCGGAGUUCCUGGCUCUGAAGCAGCAGGAGCCUCCAGACUCCUGGGAUAUGGAGUACACGGAGAAGCCGGCCUCUCCUCCGCAGUCCGCCCUGAAACCCUGGAGAGCAGCCCCGGCACCUGUCCCUGCCCCUGCCCCUGCGCCCAUGCCUGCCCCCGCCCCUACCCCUGUGCCCAAAGAGCAGGUGGAGGUGAAGCCCCCCCCUGCUGCUGCUGCUGCGGAGCCCAAGCAGAGACGAGAAAGGAAGUCCAGACCUGAGCAGGAAAUGAAAGUGGCACCCAAGUCCGACCCCUCGCCGGUUGCGGUCUUCACCUCCCCCUCGCCCCUCCCGGCCGACCCGGAGCUGCGGAAACAGAAGCUGCAGGAUCUGAUGGAGGAGAUCCAGGGCUCGUUCAGCUUCAUGCAGGAUUCUGUUCUAGAGGGUGAGGGAUCUCCAGGAGGCGGAACCUCCCGGUUAAAGCAUUCUGCCCUGGGAACGUCUACACCCCUAGUGCAAAGAGAGCCCAAGAAAUGCCCAGCAGACCUCCUUCCAAAAGCCCUGAAGCCUGCUCCAGUACCUGCUGCUCCGGUCCCUCCGAAAUCGAGCCUGACCAACGGGGAGUGCUCUCUGAUCGACUCGGGAGUGGACUUCCCCACUGAGGAACCAGACCAAGAUAAAAUGCAGCUUUCCAAUGCAGACGGCUAUGUUCCAGCACCACUGUAUCCGGCUGGGUCAGGAGUUGCAGAAUCCAGUGUGGAUAAAGCAUCGGAUCCAAGUCCAGUAGGUGACUUUGAAACAUGUGGCUCAGGUGGAUUCAGUGUUGUGAUUCUUCCUUUCUCCACUUCAGGAGGAUUUGAAAGUUACAAAAACGGCAUGCCAUCUCCUGGAGGGAACUUCAUUCAACCGUCGUACCCCGCCAGAGAAUGUACACCUAUCCUGUAUGGUGCCAGGGAAUCGGGGUUCCAGCAGAACUAUAAACGUGGAGGCUUGACUGGGCAGCGUGCCAGCUCGAGAGCCACCUGGAGCGACUCCUCGCAGGUGAGCAGCCCGGAGCGGGACAACGAGACCUUCGCCAGCGUGGACUCGGGCCAGGGCGACUCGCGCUGCAUCACGCCCAUCGACGUCCCGGUCAGCGCCCCGGGGGCCACGCUCAUGCCCGUGCACGUCUACCCCCUCCCUCAGCAGAUGCGCGUCGCCUUCUCGGCCGCCCGCACCUCCAACUUCGCCCCCGGCACCCUGGACCAGCCCAUCGUCUUCGACCUGCUGCUCAACAACCUCGGGGAGACCUUCGACAUGCAGCUGGGGCGCUUCUCCUGCCCGGUCAACGGCACCUACGUCUUCAUCUUCCACAUCCUGAAGCUGGCCGUCAACGUGCCCCUGUACGUCAACCUGAUGAGGAACGAGGAGGUGAUGGUGUCGGCCUACGCCAACGACGGCGCGCCCGACCACGAGACGGCCAGCAACCACGCCGUGCUGCAGCUGUACCAGGGGGACCAGAUCUGGCUGCGGCUGCACCGCGGCGCCAUCUAUGGCAGCAGCUGGAAGUACUCCACCUUCUCGGGUUACCUCCUGUACCAGGACUGAGGCGUCGGGAGGGCUGGGGACGUUGCUUUGCACUCGAACACUAGCACUUUAUGCCGUGUAGUGAAACACUGCAUGCCCAGGUUUUUCUUUCUUCCCAGUUUUGAGAUGCUCAGGUUUAGUUUCAGGGUUCGUGCUCCUUUUCUCUCUCCCCCGUCGCUUUCACUAGCGGCUACUGUGCGGUCUCGGGCAGCCGACGUGAGCUGACCAUCUCCGCGGUGCAAUUGCACCGUGGCCGAGACCGAACUUCGACCUCCCUGCUGUGGAGGCCCAUGUGAAUUGUGCACAAACCCCCAACUUUCUUUUAAAGCCAGAAAUGUCCUCUUUUAAUUCUGUAGGGUUGGAUACACACAGGUGCCACUUGUGUGGAACAAGCUGCAGUUCAUGUAAGGCCAGCAAGUUCAUUUUUCUGGGAUGUGCCCAUUCUUUUUUUUUUUUUUUUUUAAAUGAACUUCUGAACAUUUUCCAAAAGUCCGGUGUUGAGCUGGAGGGCAUGCAAAAUGGUGCCUUGAAUGACUGGGUGUUGUGUGAUGACUGGGGAGGUGUAGUUAGAAUGACUAACUGAGCACUUUAUAAGACUUCAUUGUUGCCUUGCUUUUUGGUUGGAAGUGGGAGACUUAAGCUGUGAAUGUCUGUAUCUGUUCACUGCAAAAAGCUGUGUACAUGUCUAGCUGGUAACUACCUUAUUGAUGAAUCUGCUCUGAAAUGGGCUAAUUACAGUGCCUCGUUGUGCCUAAAUAAACUAUUGCGCAGUU